AUGUCUUCCUUCGUGCGGCCAUUGUUGCUCGUGGCUGCGGCAUCUCACGGAUUAGCUCAGUUCGUUGCGCCACCGACUUCGCUUAAAGAAGUCAUCGGCUAUGCUGAGGUUCCAGUUCGGUACAAAGAGGUGCCCGCGGGGACGUGUGAAUUAGACCCCAAUGUGAAAAGUUACUCGGGAUAUGCCGACGUGGGAGAGGAUGAACACAUCUUCUGGUGGUUCUUCGAAUCCCGUAACCAAGAUCCAUCAGAGGCCCCGUUAACCGUUUGGAUCAAUGGUGGCCCGGGCUCGAGUUCUAUGAUCGGCCUCUUUGAGGAACUAGGCCCAUGUCGUGUUGAUUACUUCGGCAAGGUCUACAACAACCCUUAUUCGUGGUCUAACGUGAGCAAUCUACUCUUCAUCGACCAACCUACUCAAGUCGGCUUUUCUUAUUCUAAACCCGUUAACGCUUGGUACUCGGACGGCAAUAUUGUCACUGUGCCAGACGCUACAUGUCCCGACUAUGCGCCUGAUGGCUCGUGCGGAACCUAUUCCUAUCCGAAUCUCACGCUAACUGCAAAUUCGACUACCAAUGCUGCUCCUAAUUUCUGGAAGACCCUCCAGGGUUUCAUGGGCGCAUUCCCUAAGUACUCGCGAAACGGGUUUCACUUCGCGACGGAAAGCUAUGGCGGUCAUUACGGACCUGUCUUCAAUGCGUAUAUCGAAGAGCAGAACGCCAAGCAGAUCCCGGGCGCGAAGGAAAUCCAGCUAGAGUCAGUCUUGAUCGGUAAUGGGUGGUACGAUCCAAUACUUCAAUACCAAGCCUAUUACAAUUUCACCGUCUAUCCCGGGAACACUUAUGACUAUGCGCCCUUCAAUGCGUCUAUAGAGUCUAUGUUCUAUAACAAUUUAUACGGACCCGGGAACUGCGUCGAUCGGUUGAAUGAUUGCAAAGCUACUGGGUUGAACCACGUCUGCAGCAGCGCGGACAGCUUCUGCGCCAACAUGGUCGAAUCGGUAUACGAUAACGUGCUCGGCCGAGACGAAUAUGAUGUGCGGGAGCUCGUGCCAGAUCCAUUCCCAUACGGAUUCUACGGCGACUACCUAAACUCGGCAGAGUUGCAAGCCGCAAUUGGCGCCUUUACCAACUUUUCGGCGUCCAGCGAUGCCGUAGGCCGGGCGUUUGACGGUACCGGAGACGACGGCCGGGAGAUGGGUACGAUCGAAGACCUCCGCUAUCUGAUCUCCAAAAACAUAACCGUGGCAAUCUACGCGGGCGACGCGGACUACAACUGCAACUGGCUCGGAAGCGAAGCCGUGGUAGAAGAAGUUGCAGCACCAGGGUUCUCGAAGGCCGGCUAUACGGACAUAGUCACGAGCGACAACAUAACCCACGGCCAAGUGAAGCAAUCCGGCAAGUUUAGCUUCACGCGAAUCUACGAGAGCGGUCACGAGGUCCCCUUCUACCAGCCUUUAGCCUCCCUAGAGUUCUUCGAGCGAGCCAUCAAAGGCCAGGACAUCAAGACCGGAAAACAAGUUGUGGAUUUGGAGUAUCUCACAGAGGGAACGAAGAAGAGCACGUACCGCCAGGGAAACUCCACAAUGCAGUGGGAAGUGAUACCGGCAAAUACUACGUAUAAUGUCAAUACGAACAAGCCGGGUGCGCCUUGGCAGCAACAGUCUGUGCUUAUGAAGAAGAGCUUGAAGGCACGUCCAGGACGCCGAGGGAGGUAA
Molecule: messenger RNA, 1713 nt
Organism: Daldinia childiae
Lineage: Eukaryota; Fungi; Ascomycota; Sordariomycetes; Xylariales; Hypoxylaceae
Product: Carboxypeptidase S1 like protein B
Exons: 1
Coding region: 1-1713 (570 amino acids)
Biological process (GO): proteolysis
Cellular component (GO): fungal-type vacuole
Molecular function (GO): serine-type carboxypeptidase activity
Source: RefSeq, a predicted model, not a curated record